CAAAGGAGGCACAGCCACCUGAGAUGAUGGACCCAGAACCAUUCUGCGGAAUCUCUGCAGGCCUUUUCAAAACAUCUUUCGAGAACUGGAUGGAUAGAGAGUUCCAGAGCUGGUAGAGGUAAACACCAGGAUAACGAAAGACCAAAGCAGUUCAUCAAAUCCUGCUCGGUAGCCCAAUUAACAGGGCUUUGCAAACUUAACAAGCACCUGGAAAGAAUGAGUCUGGCAAAGGAUAGCCCAGGUUCUGCAAUAAACUGCCGUACAUGUAUGAUGUCACUAAGGUUUGCGUGGCUUGGAGAGGACAAACCCAAUGCUGCAAGCUAUAUGGAGUGGCCAGUAUCAUGGUUCUGGAGUCUAAUAAAAAAGAUUGAUCUAGAGAACGCAAUCUAAGAAGAUAUAGGAGAUACCGCAAUAGAUCCGAUAAGGUUGCAGUGGUAGAUGACGCUUUUGCGCCAUCUCCAUUCAAACAAAUUUAAUCUACCCAUGUAAAAACAAAGGAAGAUCCCACAAAUUUGAAUUAUACCAAUAAAAAUAUUAUCAAAGAAGCUGCAAUACUGAUGUCUACGAAAUCUUUCUAGAACAUGAAGCAUAUAUAUGUAUGUCUAUACAACCAAAUUUUCAAAUUUAAUCGACUUUUGUUUUAUCACACAUUGUUGCAUUUCCUUUGUCAUAAAUAUUACGCUAUCAUGAGAGAUAAAAUGAUAAGAUUUUGACAUAACGGAAGAGCGUAAAAUACCUUGAGUACUAUACAUUCUAACGCAGUAAUACUGUAAAUAUUCAAUUAAGUGAAUAUUUGAUAUUUGAACAACAAUGUCGAAAAAAUCUCCUGACAUAAAGCUACAAAUUCUAGUAAUGUUGAGUGACUUAAAUAAUACAAAAGAUAAUUAUGAAGUUUACAUAAGUCCGAACAAUCCUAUUUGUUCCGGUUGGUGUACGACGUUUACAGGUUGGUGUAAAAGUAAGGAUACAGGUGAAAAAAUGUGUUUAGUAAUGAAGGUUGGACUUAUGAGAAAAGCUUCAACAAUGAAAUAUCGUUUUAUAAGAUUAUUUUUCCUAAAUUGGAUAGAUUUCGGAAACAAAAAAACGUGAGACAAUUUUUCAGAAAUAUUCCUCAAUAUAAAGGCUGCUAUUCAGAUGGCUAUCUUUUUUUGGAAAAUAUUGUGCCAGCUGGAUAUAGACCAUCCAAUCGAAAACAGCUAUUACACAGAGAACAAUUGGAAAUGAUUUUCAGAAUCUAUGCCAAAUUCCAUGCCCUUUCGUUUGCUUAUAAACACGAACAUCCAGACUCAUUCCAGGAAAUUACUAAAGACUUGGUUGAUAUAAGGGUGUGCAAACAUAAACAAAACGACAUAAGAUGCCUGGAGGCAGCAUAUUUAGCGGCAAUUGGAAAUUUAGAUGCCGACAUCAUAAAAACCUUCAUGAAUAUUGAUUUUAAGGAAACUGUAGCAAAUGCAAGGCAAUAUAAUGGAAGUUAUUCGUGUCUUACGCAUGUGGAUUACAGAUUAUGCAAUUUGAUGUUUAAAUAUGAUAAGACCUCCAAUAAUGCAUUAGAAAACGUGAAACUCAUAAAUUUCCAAUUGACUUGUGCCAGCACACCAGUUCACGAUCUCUCCACCAUUUUCUAUACGCAUGCAGGAAAAACUGACAUGGACAAACUUGACUGUUACCUACGGAUAUAUUACAAUAGCUUUUCCGAGUUUCUUCAAGAGCUUGGAGGCGAUCCACAACAAAUUUAUCCUUGUGCUGUUCUGAUUGAAGAGUGGAAAAUAUAUUCUGCCGGUGCAAUAGCAAUUGGUGUAGCCUUUUGGAUACAAAAAUUGCUAGACGAAAACGAACUGAGCUCAAUAACAAGCCAAGAAGAUCCAACCAAAAUAAAAUUUUGGACACCGAAAAUAUCAGAAACUCGAGAAGGACAAAUUUUUCAAAAAAGGGCAACAGAUAUUUGCAAACACGCAGUAGAGUAUGGAAUCUUUUAGUAGGAAAUAUUU
This is a messenger RNA of Ceutorhynchus assimilis (cabbage seed weevil), 1988 nucleotides long. The record is from the annotation of a GenBank genome assembly. NCBI's taxonomy places the organism in Eukaryota, Metazoa, Arthropoda, Insecta, Coleoptera, Curculionidae.